Molecule: messenger RNA, 3015 nt
Organism: Rhinolophus ferrumequinum (greater horseshoe bat)
Lineage: Eukaryota; Metazoa; Chordata; Mammalia; Chiroptera; Rhinolophidae
Gene: SERPINE1
Product: serpin family E member 1
Exons: 9
Coding region: 144-1352 (402 amino acids)
Biological process (GO): negative regulation of vascular wound healing; negative regulation of plasminogen activation; negative regulation of endopeptidase activity
Molecular function (GO): serine-type endopeptidase inhibitor activity
Source: RefSeq, a predicted model, not a curated record
UCCUUAACAGCACAGCUGCGUCUGGCUGCAGGGCUCAGGGCACUGUCAAGAGAGACACACCCCCUCUCCAGCAGCAGAAUCGCCACAAUCAACAGCAGCAGCAGGACGAACUUCCAGUCACAAGGCACUUUGAGAACUUCAGGAUGCAGAUGUCACCAGUCUUUGCCUGCCUAGCCCUGGGCCUGGCUCUCUUCUUUGGUGAAGGGUCCGCAUCGUACCAACGCAGGUCUCAGGCGGCCCUACUGGCAACAGACUUUGGAGUGAAGGUGUUUCAGCAGGUGGCACAGGUCUCCAAGGAUCGCAAUGUGGUUUUCUCACCCUAUGGGGUGGCCUCAGUCCUGGCCAUGCUGCAGCUGACAACAAGAGGAGAAACCAGGCAGCAGAUCCAAGAGGCAAUGCAAUUCAAGAUUGAAGAGAAGGGCAUGGCCCCUGCCCUCCGUCAACUGUACAAGGAGCUCGUGGGACCAUGGAACAAGGAUGAGAUCAGCAUCGCCGAUGCCAUCUUUGUCCAGCGGGAUAUGAAGCUGGUUCAAGGCUUCAUGCCUCACUUCUUCAGGCUGUUCCGGACCACAGUCAAGCAAGUGGACUUUUUAGACAUAGAGAGAGCCAGGUUCAUCAUUAAUGACUGGGUGAAGAGACACACGAAAGGCAUGAUCAGUGACAUACUUGGCAAAGGGGCUGUGGACCAGCUGACGCGCCUGGUGCUGGUGAAUGCCCUCUACUUCAACGGCCACUGGAAGACUCCCUUCCCAGAGUCGGGCACCCACCAGCGCCUCUUCCACAAGUCCGAUGGCAGCACAGUCUCCGUGCCCAUGAUGGCUCAGACCAACAAGUUCAACUACACUGAGUUUUCUACCCCUGGUGGCCAUUACUACGACAUCCUGGAAUUGCCCUACCAUGGGGACACACUCAGCAUGUUCAUUGCUGCUCCCUAUGAAAAAGAGGUGCCUCUGUCUGCCCUCACCAACAUUCUGGAUGCCCAGCUCAUCAGCCAGUGGAAAGGGAAUAUGACCUGUCUGCCCCGCGUCCUGGUUCUGCCCAAGUUCUCCCUGGAGAGUGAAGUUGACCUCAGGACGCCCCUGGAGAACUUGGGGAUGACAGACAUGUUUAGUCCAAGCCAGGCAGACUUCUCGAGUAUUUCAGAUCAAGAGUCUCUCUACGUAUCGCAGGCACUACAAAAAGUGAAGAUCAAGGUGAAUGAGAGAGGCACAGUGGCGUCUUCCUCUACAGCCAUUGUCAUCUCAGCCCGAAUGGCCCCUGAGGAGAUCAUCAUGGACAGACCCUUCCUCUUUGUGGUGCGACACAACCCCACAGGAACGGUCCUUUUCAUGGGCCAAGUGAUGGAACCCUGACCAUGGGAAAAGAAGCCCUCAUCUGGGACAGAACUGGAGGCGCAUCAGAGAAGAAGAAACUCUGAAGAACUUUUAUUUUAAUCAAUCUUUCUGAGGAAAGAGAAGACAUUUACUUUUUUUCUUUUUAUGGUAAAUCUGCCUCCUAGACCUCAGCCUCUCCCAGGGGUGGGAAAGAGGACCUUUCAGUAAAACUCCUCGGUGGAGACCCUGGGAGAGACCUCCGAAGCACAGCUCCCUGAAGGUCUCCAAACCAGACUGUAAAACUCUCAGAGCCACUUGUGCAGCUGCUUGUGCCCAUCGCUCUACCCGUUUGGCUCUUCAGACCUGGAUUCCCACUGAGGCCCUGGCAGGAUGGCACCACAAGGCUUACAGGAGCUUUUGUGCACUUGGUAGAAACUAUUUGUGUUCUAGUCACGUUGCCAUUACUCUUGCACUGUCUGCCACUGCUGAGGCUGGCGGCAGGCCAGAGAAGGUCAAUGGAAGAAACACCCUUUCAUUGCAAGGUCCAUCCUUUCCCAGCUCAGAGGUACUGCGGCCUGGCAGAGCAACUGCCCACCCAGGACGGAGACCCACCCUGGCCUGGCCGUCUCCCUCCCCAGAAACAGUGAGCAUAUAUUAUUUUGGAGUGUAGGUGACUUGUUUACUCAUCAUAGAAGCAGGUUUCUGCUUCCCACAAACUUUAUGUUAUAGGAAUAGAGGAAGAAAGGUGAGAUGUAUGCCUGGUUCUUGGCUCCAAUCUCCUGGUGGAGAGGAUGGGAUGCCAAGGGCGUGCCUGAGUAUUUAUCACAUCCUUGUGUGCUUGUUAGAGAAAAAGAGGACUAUCAAGAAAAACGUAUUAUUUAAAGAUGCUUGGAGUGUUUCUUUGUGGUUUGUGUCAUUGCAUCUCAGGAGUCUGGCCACUUAACUGCCAUAACCCUCUGAGUGGCAAGCAUGAGGGGCUCACACUGCCACCUUGUGGCUGCCUGAACCCCACUGCUUCUCUCUUUUCCUACCUUUCCACGUGAUGGAUUGGGACCCCUGCCAAGGUUAUCUGACUUCAGCCUACUUUAGACCAAAAGGAUGUGGUGGGUGAGAGAGACUAGAGCAAAGACAGAAUGGUUUCCAAUUUUUCCAAUAUGUUUAGGAGCAGGAACAAGGGGCUGCACGACCGAGGGGGACAGAACUUUCCCCCAAUUAUAGGUGACUCACAGCUGCAUUGGUGACUCACUUCAAUGUGUCAUUUCCGGCUGCUGUGUGUGAGCAGUGGACACGAGGGGGGGGGCGGGAGAGAAAGAGAGAGGGGGGAGAGAGAAAGAGAAUAAGACAGACAGCAAACUUGGGCUCAAUUACCCUGGUUAGAUAGUCUUUCUGAAAACCAACUAGCGAAGGGUUAUGGCAUGAAGGCCGAUUUAUUGAAGAAUUGCUCAUAGAUGUCAAAUGUAUGUAAUCUAAUAGAACUCGAAUCACACCACCAUGCUCCUCAGUGAAAAAAAAGCUUUGUUGUUUUUUAUCCUAUUUUUAUUAUGCACUGGACAAUCACAGCCACACACAGUACUCAUAAGGAUACCCAGAUGUGGGGUCCAAUGUUCUUGAAAUUGUGUCGUAUUAUAUGCUUUUUUACUCCUGAUAUAUAAACAAGUAAAAGUGUUUUUAAAAAAAAUAAAUAAUAAAGAAAAAGAAUAUU